UCCUAAUUAAUUUGGUCCGCGUGCUUUUACGGCCUCCUCGGCGACACCAACUCUUCUCGGUAGCUUCUUUUAUUUAUUGGUUAUAUGUACAGAGAUUCUUGAACCAGAGGAGAACCCUCCCCCGCCUCCUCAAAACCCUAACCCCCAUCCAGCUGCUUGGCUCCGCCUCUCUUCGCCGGAGGAGCGAUCCGUGAGCCAUGGACAGAUACCAGAAAGUGGAGAAGCCGCGGCCGGAGUCGGUCAUCAACGAGAACGAGAUCCGAAUCACUAGCCAAGGCGUCAUCCGCAACUACGUGAGCUACGCAACGAGCCUUCUUCAGGAAAGACGUGGUAGAGAAAUUGUCUUAAAGGCAAUGGGACAGGCAAUCAGCAAAGCUGUGGCAAUUGCUGAAAUCAUAAAGAAAAGGUUUCCUGGAUUAUAUCAAGAUACUGCAAUCAGUUCGGUCAGUAUCACUGAUGUGUGGGAACCUAUUGAAGAGGGUCUUGUACCUUUAGAGACGACACGCCAUGUUUCAAUGAUUUCAAUAUCAUUGUCAACCAGAGAGCUAAACAAGAAUUCCCCUGGGUUUCAAGUUCCCUUACAUGUCGAGCAGCCAAAGCGCCCGCAGAGAUAUCAACAGUCCCAGCAGUCUCAACAGCAACAGCAGUUUCAACCAAAACAAGCACAAGGUCAACUUAAUGAAGAUUCAUAUGUACGGGGACGUGGUAGAGCUAGAGGCAGAGGAAGAGGAAGGGGUUGGGGAAGAGGAGGAUACAGUGGGUUUGCUGAAUAUGACACCAAUCAAGGUGGAUAUGGCAACUACCAAGGAGGAUAUGGCUAUAAUCAAGGUGGAUAUGGAUAUAACCAAGGCAGAUAUGGUUAUAAUCAAGGAGGAUACGGUGGAUACACUCAUGAACAUGAUAAUGGUGGAUGGCACUCUAACUGGGGCCGUGGUGGUGGACGCAGUAGAGGUAGCUGGAACUAUCGAGGUGGAGGAUAUGGAGGGAGAGGAGGUGGUGGAAGGGCUGGUGGGAGAGGUUAUGGACGUGGACGAGGAAGGUUGGUGGAUGGCCCUGGGAGAGGGAACCAAGUCUAGUACCCUGAUGGUGGUCUUGGAUUACUUCCAUGCUAGGUUAAUUAAUCAGACUUGUUUAGCACUUGAACUACGAGUUGUGGUUAUGCAAGAGAUGGUAAGAAAAGUGUUCGUAUGUUUUCUCAGUUGUAUGCUUAUGUUGGCUUCCCAAGUUAGAUUUUUGUUUCCCAUAAUUGAAUUGUGGAGUUACUAGAGAAUUGUGGAGUAAUCUGCUCCAUUCCUCUUUGUUCAUACACUUGCAUCAAUUCCGGCUAUUGUAUCUGAAAAUUCUGAUUCUGCAUGGAAAACAAGCAUUAGUUUUGCUUC
Musa acuminata AAA Group (dessert banana) is the source of this 1379-nucleotide messenger RNA. RefSeq lists its product as uncharacterized. NCBI's taxonomy places the organism in Eukaryota, Viridiplantae, Streptophyta, Magnoliopsida, Zingiberales, Musaceae. Gene Ontology annotation, molecular function: RNA binding. The transcript is spliced from 8 exons. Bases 198 to 1076 code for a protein of 292 amino acids. The record is from RefSeq and is a predicted model, not a curated record.